Pollicipes pollicipes is the source of this 1486-nucleotide messenger RNA. RefSeq lists its product as uncharacterized. The record is from RefSeq and is a predicted model, not a curated record. NCBI's taxonomy places the organism in Eukaryota, Metazoa, Arthropoda, Thecostraca, Pollicipedomorpha, Pollicipedidae. The coding region runs from base 118 to 840 and encodes 240 amino acids. The transcript has 7 exons.
CGCCAGUGCCGCCAGUCAGUUCGUUGGUGGGGCUCCCGCAGCGGGGAGCGCCUGGAGACAUCGCUGGUGGGCAGGCGGCACGCCCGCCCAACACUGGCUGCUGGGGGCUGGCCAGCCAUGUCGUCAGCAUACGCCACGACCGCCCUGGCCAUUGUGCUCUUCGCCCACGAUGGAGGGGCAGAGAGGGCGGCGGCUGCCUGCACUCGGGAGGCCAUGAGCCGCUGCUCGGAGCCCCUGCGCGUGCUCACCGACAACCGGGACUUGGGCUUCGCCGCCACCGAAAGGGAGCUCUCCAGGCUGUGUCCCACGCUGAUGGAGGGAAUUGACUGCAUGGAGAACUUCGCAGUGGACUGCCUGAAGCCCCAUCACCGGUCGUACUUCAAUACCCUGUAUGCUGGCACACAACGUCUGAUCUCUGGCCUGUGCUCGCCUGGAGACUACCAGACCGAGUACCUGCUGCACGCGCCCUGCAUGCGCACCGUGCAGCGCGGGUACGAGGUGUGCGCCGACGAGUAUCACUCGCAGAUGGACCUGAUUACAAUCGACUCGCCGGCGGCAGACGCUGGUGACUCUUCCGUCCAGAUCCAGAUGCUCUGCUGUUCGUUCAAGAGUUACCUUCACUGUUCUCAACAAGCAGUGAUGCAUAGAUGUGGAAUCGGCACGGCAAACUUCACCAAGAACUUUCUAGAACGACUGGCGGGACCACUUGUACAAACCCACUGUGCCGGCUUCACACAUGGCUCGGACGCGUGCCUGAGCGGCGUCGGCGGCAGACGGCCCGCUCUGCUGCCCGGUGUCGCUGCUCUGCUGGCGCUCUGGCUGACGUCACGGCUGAUGUAGCUCGCCGCGCCGCUGCUGGCGGAAGCUGCUCUGCUGGCGCUCUGGCUGACGUCACGGCCGAUGUAGCUCGCCGCGCCGCUGCUGGCGGAAGCUGCUCUGCUGAUGCUCUGCUUGACGUCACGGCUGACGUGGCUUGCUCGCCGCUGCUGGGGGAAGCUGGCCUGCUGGCGGGCUGGCAUCAUGGCUGAUGUAACUUGCCGCGCCGCUGCUGGCAGAAGCAGCCUUGUUGGCGCUCUGACUGACGUCACGGCUGAUGCAGCCCACCGCGCCUCUGCUGGCGGAAGCUACUCUGCUGGUGCUCUGGCUGGCGUCACGGUGUCGUUGAAAUCCUGGCGGCGGCACGACAUCCAUCGCCAUAAGCUUUGUAUCAUUGGGAGGUGUUAACUGCACAACCAGAGUCCAUUACGCACUUAAGAAAUUUGUAAUGUGUGUUUGCAAUGAAUGCGGUGUCGGCGACCAGAUCUCGAGAUCUUCGCAGGAUCUUAGACUGGCUGUAUGUUUAUGAUAUCGUGUGUUCCGUGGCGAUACGGUUGUGAUGUUGCUCCGGUCAGUGCGCGCCACUUCCUUUGAGGCUAUGGUGAAUCAUUGUGUGAAAAGACUCGCGUAUUUUCGCAUUCCAAAUACAUUUGAAUUUCAGCUGCCUGGA